Molecule: messenger RNA, 3969 nt
Organism: Lachancea sp. 'fantastica'
Lineage: Eukaryota; Fungi; Ascomycota; Saccharomycetes; Saccharomycetales; Saccharomycetaceae
Source: the annotation of a GenBank genome assembly
AUGAGUACUAGAGAUGUGUCGACGUCAAGUUCUUUCAGUUCAAGAAGCAACGGACCUAUAGUCCUUUCCAAAAGUCCAGCUCAAAAGCUACCACCAAUCAAUCCAGAUGAAGUUCUAAGGUAUGCCACGAUAAUCAUAAUACUGGAAUAUAUCAGUGAACCGAGGUUUAGAAAGAGAGAAGUAGUCAAAUCAACCGGUCAAUUUAAGGUGCCAGAAUCUCGGAAUACACGCUCAGGACACGUAAAGCGAGCAAAACGCAGAUCUUGGUUGUUUUCAGACGAUGAUGGCAAAAAAGAAGAUGAAAUCGAAGCCAAACAGCUGCAGAAAUUCAUGCCCGCAUUGGAAAACUAUCUGCAAAUGGUAGCAAUGAAAAAAAUACGUGUGGAGCCGGAACUUUUACGGAGAAGUCUUCUUAAAUUUUACAACGACAGUUUUCUGGAUCCAAAAGCCAGGAUUGAACUUCGGAGCCUCAAGCGGGCCCACGAGCUCAUUAUUUUGUUCACAAAAGCACUCCAAGGUGAGCUUAAGAAGGUGCCGUCCAAAACGGAUGGGAAAGAAGAACUUUACAACCAGAUCUUCCGCUUCACUGACAUUAUCACCGAUCUGGCCUGGAAAGAAGAAUCGAUACGAACACCAUUGGGAUUGCGAUUAAAGGAGCACAAAGAGUCUUUAGGUAUCUCAGGCGGUGGUACGUCAAGUUUGUCACCUGUUACAUCAAGAACCAGCCCAGGUCCCAUCGUUCUUGAGAAUAGUGCCAAACCGUCAUUCAAAAUUUCUGACGUUAAAUGCGCCAAGUAUCUGAUGGAAGUCUUCGACCUGCCGGAGGUGGAGUUUCAGCAAAAGAUGGUUAAAUUCGUGAAUGAAAUAGACAGCAAUGAAGUCAAAAAAUACUUGCAUGCUGUAAAAGCUACAGUCGUGCGACAACAUACCCCGGGACCCACAUCAUUGGAAUCUGAAGAGCAAAACAUGAAACGAUGGUUUGACAAAGAAGUGAAGGAUAUUGAAGCAGUAAUUCAGAGAGCAUACGGAGCAUACGAACUUAAUUCAGAAGCAUGUUCUGAAAACGCGAAUAAGAAAUUAACGCUUUUCCCUUCAAAUCCAAACGUCAUCUAUGUUCACUUAGUAUGCCAAAUUUUUAAGAAAUGCAAAAAUAUGGCUUCGUUCAAUCUCAACAAGGAUGCCUUUUUUUUGAUUAACAAAUGCGCUUCCUACUGGAAUUUGGCUUGGCCAACUACAAAGGCUACAGCUGUACUCCAUGCAGCUAAUGUCGGACUCUUGGAUGCCGAAGACCUCAACCCUCGCACGCUGGAGGGAAUUUUCGAAUUGAUAUCCACAAAAGUAUUUGAGGGAAUGGAUCUCGCCAAAGAACGACGUCUGUGGAAUCAUUCGGAUCGAGACUGCUGGUCAGAAAACUUGAUCUACAGUUUGGAACAGACUUUCAAUUCAUUGACUUUUUUGAUUUCUGAAAUACAUCACAGGCCAAGACCCAAGUUCUCUCAGACUUUGAAUGUUUACUAUCAGAUUAUUUCGAUGUAUGAGCUUUUGGAGGAGGAUGUAACGAGUUUGAGCGUUUACAAAAAGCAUUUGAAACGCCUUCGUCGUACUUUUUUCAAAGCAACAGAAGACUUUUAUGUCAGUCUCGUCAAAGACCUGCCGAGGGAUAGGCAUCUCGAGUUCUUUGACGUCAAAAACAUUGCCGAUAAGAUUUUGUCUGAAAUUCAAAGCAUGCAGAAAAUGUACUCAAAACCGCUAUUGAACGAGAUCAACUUGGUUCUUGAAAGUGCAAGAGUUCUUUUACAAGCCUUUGGCCUGGAUUGCGCGGCUAUCUUGACUCAGGUUCAAAAGAAUUUUGAGGCUGAUGGAGACGGGAAACUUCCAUUUUACGAUGCUGUUGAAACAUACAGAUCACUCAGGGAAAUACGAGACGUCUUUCAUCAAGUUCAAGACGCGAAUGAGUUCCCAUUUGCAUUGGAAAAACAUUUCCUGAAGUACGUGUCUCGGCUUUGUGAUGACGCUUGCAUCAAUACAGUGGAUGUAGUGCGAACGGCGCUAACUAAGGAAAAUUGGAUGUCUGUCAACGCUUCAGUGGGUUAUAGUACAUCCGUCAUUGAUGUGUUCAAAAUGAUUAACGAAUCGAUGGACUUAUUCGUCAAGCUCGAAUGGCCAGAUGAGUAUCAAAUCUCAAAAAUAUACACCUACCUUCUGAAAGCAGUAGCCGACGGUUUGAGUGUUUAUGCUAGUUGUGUGACGAAAGAAAUCGAAAAAGACAUCACAGCAGGUCAAGACGAGAAAUUUGAGGAAGUGAAGGACGAUGACUCUCAUAAGGGGCUCAGUCCAUUUGCUUAUUCUACCAAAAAAAAGGUCAAAAGCUCAUGGGUCUAUACGGAAAUGAGGAAUGCACUCAAAUCUGCCGAUGUGGUAACUCCACGACCUUUCGAGUUUCAAUUAAGGACCUGCACUUGUUUGAGCAACCUGAAUCAGAUACUACUUUUGAUAAAUGAUUUGGAAGAUCGAAUUGAUCCAGAAAGCAUAUCUAGACUUGUUCGCAAACAAGAGCAGGCCGAUUCGGGACUAAAAAAAAUGAGCGAAAAACAGAACAGAAACCUUCGCCGUUUAUACACCAUCAAGGUUUUACGCGCGGAAAACUUGAGUGGGUCAGCUCAAGGUAGCAACACAUUGGCCGCCGUUAGUAUUGUGGACUCAAGGCUAAGACGUGAAAUUGCGAAGACUAGGGACGUUCUGACAUCCGGACGAGCCGUGUGGAACGAAGAAUUUGAAAUUGAUGCGCCAUUGACAGAGUCUCGCUUUUUGAAUGUUAUUAUAUGGUGUCAAAAGCCGAAGUUUGGGUCGUCUUCUCCUAGUGUUUAUGGUAGAGCCCAUCUCAGUUUGGAACCCAACAAAUUUAAAGAAGAUGGUUUACCCAGGCAGCUGUUACUGAAUCUUGAUACUCGUGGCAGGGUUGUUGUGGAAAUAGCCGUAGAGACGGAAAAGUUGGAUGCCCUGUUUUCAAUGGGUAGGGCUUUCAGAUCGAUAAGCCGCGCUUUGGAUCGAUCUAUUGAGCUCAUGGUAGGAAAAUUUCAAGUCUUUGUGCACUUUGCGUUUUCCCGAAUGACGCUGAAAACUGUUUGCGGCCCCAAUGGAUUGAACCAGCCUGAUGGCUCAAUCGUUUAUGACUCAAUAGAACCUCUGUUUGAUUACCUCAAUGCAAACCUCGAUAUCCUGGCAUCUCAUCUACCUCGCGAGCUCCUCCUAAAAAUCAUGUUGGAAGCUUGGGAAGUUGUUGUGACCAGGGCCGAUGAACUUUUACUUCCGCACUUAUAUGAGGCAUUCGAAGAGCGGAACUCAAACUCCAAAAAUAAAGCGAAGACGAUAUGGGAGAAUGCAAUGGAUGCAGCCAAACAUGGAAUCAAUGCUACCACGGCAUCAGAAAGACCUUUGACCCAAAUAGAGGUGCAUACGGUAUUUGAAUGGCUACACGCACUCUGCUUUGACUUUUUCCACAAUAACGGUGAAGGUCCAGCAAUAAAAGAUUUGAAGAACAAGCAUUACCAGGCGCUGUUGUUUAUCCCGGUGUAUUACGACCAACCGAAUACCCAGCUGAAGGCAGAAGCGGAAAACCUACUUCAAGAAUACCACAAAUUGUUAUUCAAUAUUGUGGACACCACUGAUAUCGGGAAUAGUGCUGCACCUAAAUUUGCGGGCCAACGGGCCAAGAGUUUAGCAAGAAGGAAAACCAUUCUGGCAAAUGCGUCUCGCAAAAGACGAGUGCAGCUUGAUAAGGAGAUUGAAGUUGCCGAGAACAGUCAUUUGGACAAAGUUACAGCGACCCAGGAUAUUCUCUUGCGCAUUCUAAUUUCGAAGGGCGAAUGCGCGUUUGUUGCAAGAAACCUAGAGGCUCGUGAAAGUCUCGAUAAAGCGCUGCUUACACAGAAUAUUGUUCAAGCUGCUCGUUCGAGUCGUAAAGGGUGA